Molecule: messenger RNA, 2103 nt
Organism: Nelumbo nucifera (sacred lotus)
Lineage: Eukaryota; Viridiplantae; Streptophyta; Magnoliopsida; Proteales; Nelumbonaceae
Product: transcription initiation factor TFIID subunit
Molecular function (GO): protein heterodimerization activity
Source: RefSeq, a predicted model, not a curated record
AUCCCCGAUAUUUUCUCUAAAAUUCCAAUGGAUUGACCUCACUAUGUCGUGUAUCUGAAUUCUGAAAUACCAUCGGAGGAGUAACGGAGCAAGUAAUGGCUUUGCUGGGGGACGACGGACGGGGCUACGAGCUUGCGAGAAAGCUGGAAGGAUGCGGCGUCUGGCGAUCGUGGCUCGGCGAGUCGAAUUACUCGAACUUCGCUCCUUUCCUCUCUUCCCCAUCGGCAUGGGAGGCCUUCAUGAGGACCGACGAUUCCAAAACUAGGGCUCAGAUCCAACUCCAGCUCAGAGCCCGAGCUCUCCUUUUCGACAAGGCCAGCAUCUCUCUCUUCCUCCGCUCUCACUCCUCUUCAUCGUCGUCUUCGUUAACAUCUUCUUUUUCUUCUUCCUCUUCCUCGGUCGCAGCUUCUGCUCCUUCGAGGGUUAAUCCUACCUAUUUGCAGUUACAUUCGGAUGACGUGUACUUCUCCUUAGAAGAUGAUUCACAAGACCCCGGGGUCCAGCAACAGGAAGGCUCUGCUCCAAUUAAUUCCAUACAUUCUAAGGGAGCUAGGCAUGAUGACUUGCCAGAAUCAUGGUAUAAGCAAUUUGCUGAGAAGUUCAGAGCCAGCAGGCAACUUAGACUAUCAUUUGGAGAUCGAAAGUUACCACUUGGUGAACGGGAAGCACAUAAGCGAACACCUGAGGAGAUGUCUACUUAUCUUAUGCUUAUUGAGAAGCAUAAGAGAAGGAGACAAGCAUUUAAGGAGGAUCGACACAUGGGUUUUGGAAAUUCCAUUUGGGAGAAUGGGUCAAACAUGCGCCUUUCUGUCUCAGAUGGAAAUGACUCAGUUGAUGAUGAAACAUCUUUACUUCCUGAAGUUUUGUUCCCAUCAAAUUGUGUACCUGAUAGUGCACUCCCUCCUGCAACUAGGGUGGAGGAUAACCAGAAAGUGGAGUUUUAUGGGGUUCUUGAUAGCUUACCUCAUGUUAUGACUCGGAGUCCUGCAAUGAUUGAAAGGUUUGGCAUAAGGCCAGAGUACCUCAAAAUGGGACUUGGGAGAAGUAAAUACAGGGGAAAGAAUGGCCUUGAUGAGAACAAGAAACCUCUGGGUCAGGAUCAAGUAUCUCGGAUGUGUCAAAGGGUGAUUGCUCGCAUGCUGGAAAAUGUGGGGUUUGAAGGUGUAACAGAAGUUCCAAUGGAAGUCUUAUCGCAAUGCCUCAGCUGUCAUAUCUCUAAACUUGGACGCAUCUUGAAAGUCCUCACUGAUAAUUACAGGAAGCAGUGUUCAGCCAUGGAAAUUCUCAAAAUGUUCCUUCAAACAGUUGGAUAUAACAAUCUGGGUACGUUGGUGGAUCAUGUGAAAGAUGGUACAAGGACUUUAUCACACCAAGCACAGCAGCAUGCAAGGGGACUCCAGCCACAGCCAGGAUUCCAGUCACAACAUCAAAAUUCUAUGCUACAAUCACAGCAAAUUCCAAGACAGAUGCAUCCACAGAUGCAGAUGGUGCAUAACCAGAAUCUGGCUUUUCAACAGCAACAGCAGUGGGAGAGAAUGCGAAGGCGCCAACCAUCCACUCCUCGGUCUGGUACGACUAUGGAGAAAGAAAGAUCCAUGGUGGAAGUCAAGAUUGAAAGCCAAACUGAAUCACCAAUUGAUGGUAAUGCCUUCACUGGUGUAAAUCAUAGACAUCCUCAAAUGCAGUUUAGGCAGCAGCAAAUGGCUGCGUUUGCAAACCUCCACAAUCAAUCCAGCAAUCAGUUUAAACAGUUGUCAUCCCUACAAAUUCCUCAGCUCCAAACACAGAAUAUGGCAACCAUAAGGGCGCCGCCAGUGAAAGUAGAGGGCUUUCAGGAAUUAAUGGGCGGGGAUGCAGCAUUAAAGCAUGAUUCUGAAGAACACAAACUAACGUCCCCUCCCAAGUAGGUAGCAUACACAAUAUGUAUUUCAACAGAUUAAUUGUUCAGAUUGUGGAAUAUUGCUCAAUCAUUUUAUGCUUUAACUCUUCAGAAAAAAAAUGAGGAUGUAUAGAGAGCAGAAUAGCUAGAUUAGAACAAUCUCUGUACCAAUGAAAGAAUGUUUACUUGGAAUGCUGUCCAACUUAAGUAAUCACUUCGUCCAA